CGGACCAAUCAGAGACCAGCGGCGGGAAACACAGCUGAUCGAGCAGGAGGUUUGGCGCUAGUUUGGUCCAUUUCUUCAGAAGGAGACGGACUGACAGAGAAGCAGAGAGAGCUCCAACACAGAGACUCCAGUCCGAGCCGAGGAGACUUCUUUUUAACGUUUUAAGAAGGUCAAACACAGAAUGCCCAGCACUCGCUCUCAGGGCCGGGCUCAGCCCACGCUGCAGUUCCCCCGCCGCAAAUCCUGCAGGGCUUCGUCCCGCUCCAAGACGCCGCAGCUGGACAAGUCUCCGGCUCCUUCACCGACGAAGCCCAAACACCAAACCCUCACCACCACCACCCUGACCCGGAUCGGACCGCUCUCCCCGAGACGACCCGCUGACCAGCCCGCUCUUCUCUCCCCAAAGCGACCAGUCGUCCACCCAGACCCGCUGUCGCCCAGACGUCCUGCAGCUCAGGCGCCACCUUCCUCUCCCAGUCUGCAACCAAGGCUUCCCCUCAGCCCCCGAAAACGCACAGGUGACGACAACAGCUGCAACCUCGGUGCCGCCCUGCUGGGAUCACCGCCGAAGCAGAGCAGGUCGUCUCUGGCCUCGCCGAGGAAGCUGGGCUUCGAUGAGAACUCGCCGGUCUUAGCUCGCCGUCGGCUGGUCCCGUCCUCGCCACUGAAGCCGCUCUCUCCCUCCGCCAAGUCGUCCCCGAGGAGACAGGAAGCGCUCGCCGGGGGUCUGAACUCUGAGAAGAAGUCGCCGGUUUCUCGUCUCUUUGCGGAAAAGUCGAGGUUUCAGGGCGUGAAGCAGGCUCUCCACACCGCUGUCCCCGAGCGCCUGCUGUCCCGGGAGGCGGAGCGAGCGUCCAUCCGCUCCUUCCUGGAGGAGAAGGUGCUGCAGCGUCUCCCCGGCAGCCUCUACAUCUCCGGAGCUCCGGGAACCGGCAAGACGGCCUGUCUCAACUGUGUGCUGCAGGAGAUGAAGGCCGAGCUGGCGUCGGUACAGACGGUGGUGGUGAACUGUAUGAGUCUGCGCAGCUCUCACGCCAUCUUCCCGCUGCUGGCCGACAAGCUGCGAGCGUCCGACGGACAGAACGGCCUGCAGAGGCUCCUGACGGCCCCGGGGCCCGCUGUGCUGCUGGUCCUGGAUGAGAUGGACCAGCUGGACAGUAAAGCUCAGGACGUCCUCUACACCAUCUUCGAGUGGCCGUACCUGCCGAAGUCUCGCCUCUGUCUCAUCGGUAUCGCCAACGCUCUGGAUCUGACCGACCGCAUCCUCCCCCGGCUGCAGACUCGGCCUCACUGUCGCCCCCUGCUGUUACACUUCCCUCCCUACAGCCGACAGGAGCUCACCGCCAUCGUCCAGGACAGACUCUCCAAGGCGUCGGCUGAAGGGAUCAUGGACGCCUCGGCGGUUCAGUUCUGCGCCAGGAAAGUGUCGGCGGUGUCGGGAGACGCCAGGAAAGCUCUGGACAUCUGCAGGCGAGCCGUAGAGAUUGUAGAAUCUGAUGAGAGAAAGAAAACAUCUGAUCCCAAAGUUGAUACUAAAGCGUCUCGGGUGAGCCUUCCUCAGGUGGCGCGGGUGUUGUCGGAGGUGUACGGCGACCGCAUGGCGUCUCAGUGCGGCGGCUCAGAGGGAGAGAGUUUCCCCCUGCAGCAGAAGCUGCUGGUCUGCUGCCUGCUGCUGCUCAUACGCAACGGAAAGAGCAAAGAGAUCGUCCUCGGAAAGCUCCAUGAGGUUUACAGCCGUCUGUGCGCUCAGAGGCAGGUCAGCGGAGUCGGUCAGGGCGAGUGUUUGUCGCUCUGCGGUCUGCUGGAGAGUCGAGGAAUCUUCGCUCUGAAGAAAGCCAAAGAGGCUCGACUCACCAAGGUGUUUCUGAAGAUCGAUGAGAAAGACGUUGAAAACGCUCUGAAGGAUCGAACGCUGCUGGGCAGCAUCCUGGCUGCAGGACUCCCACAAUGAUCUUAUUUAUUUUUUAUCUUUUUUUUUUUUUUUAGUUGAACUUAUGAACCAAGAAUUUUCAACAUAAUGAUUUUUAUUCUCAUUUUUGCUGGGAAUUUGUACAGUCUUCUGAAUUUUUUUCAGACGAUUUUUUUUUAUUGUUAUUUUUUUCUUAAACUGGUGUCGACGCUCAGUUUUGGGUGUCAAACAAACGUCAGUUGUGAAAUAACAACAUUUGUUUCAGUUGUGAUUUGAAACAUUUCUAUUUUUAUGCUGUAAAUAAACAAAUUUACAGACGUUUUAA
Messenger RNA from Thunnus maccoyii (southern bluefin tuna), 2234 nucleotides. RefSeq names its product cell division cycle 6 homolog (S. cerevisiae) (gene cdc6). The record is from RefSeq and is a predicted model, not a curated record. The transcript has 12 exons. Gene Ontology annotation, molecular function: ATP hydrolysis activity; DNA replication origin binding. Gene Ontology annotation, biological process: cell division; mitotic DNA replication checkpoint signaling; DNA replication initiation. Bases 182 to 1951 code for a protein of 589 amino acids. Gene Ontology annotation, cellular component: nucleus. NCBI's taxonomy places the organism in Eukaryota, Metazoa, Chordata, Actinopteri, Scombriformes, Scombridae.